Angiostrongylus costaricensis is the source of this 1110-nucleotide messenger RNA. The record is from the annotation of a GenBank genome assembly. NCBI's taxonomy places the organism in Eukaryota, Metazoa, Nematoda, Chromadorea, Rhabditida, Metastrongylidae.
AUGCGAUUUUUUCGUAAUUUCCAGUACGAUCGAAAGUUGCGAACAGGCGGCACUACAUCACAGCAUGGUCGUAACCCACCAGUAUCAAGAAAUUCCCUUGACAACAGGUUUGGUGGAGGUAGUAAAGGAGGAGAUAGACGGUCAAUUGCAGCAUCUAAAGCGAAGCAGACGCCGUCAAGUGUGCAGCCGAAGAAUGUUAGCUUGUUAUUGAAGGGCGAUAAUUCACUUGGUGGUUCUAAUAGGAAAACGUGGCAUCAAGGAUCAGGAGGUGGUGGAAAUUCGACCACGGAGUCUUUGAAGUCUGGAUGGCAAAAAGGCAGGGAUGAAAUUCCGCGAAAAAAUUCUUCGGUGGACGAAAAGGUUGUAUCGAGAACAACUAUCAGCGGUAAAGCCGAAAUAACUCCUGAGCCAGAUUCCGAGGAGAUGAAGGCAUUACAAGAACAACUGUACAGGGAAAUUGGUAAAGAAAUUGUUAAUUUACUAGAAAACUACGAUUGUUGCAAUAUGAAGUUGGACGAGUGUGUUGCUGAAAUCUUUAAAAUGGUAAAUCAUGAAGCAUAUGGUCGUCCAAAUGUGAACGAAAUUUUCUCUCGGUUUACUGAAUUUGCCGUUGAGAAGGUGCGAAAACCUCUUCUUCCAAAACUAGGGCAUAUCUUGUGCUUAGCACUGCAGUCCGCUGAAACGAAAUCGGAGGCUCUUGCAGGAAUUGCUAGAUAUUGCACUUUUGCUGUUGAAGCGGAGAUGUGGAUGGAUAUUCCUGAUAUCUGGAGCAGACUGGCUGAGUUGUUGGUGAACGCUGUGUACUGCGAUACAACUCUUAUUUCUGGUGUCAGACCUUCGUUUAAGGAUUUUACUGAUGUUUUUCUUGAAGCUGGUAAAGAUGAUCGAAAGGAGAAGAAGUACGAAUUGUUGGUCAUCUCUUUGAAACGGAUGGCUGAGAUGAAUGCAAAAGUAGAUCCGCAGGAUCAUGCUGCGCUGUCGUCAUUCAUGUAUUCAGCAGAGCUACCAUUUCUUCGGAAUAUUGAUCAAAUGAAGUUGGAUAAUGCCUUACGGGCGUGCCAUCCCGAUGUACCUGGGUUUGAAGAUCUGUAUGCAGUGUUGCAUCAGUGA